Messenger RNA from Quercus lobata, 877 nucleotides. RefSeq lists its product as uncharacterized. The transcript has 2 exons. Bases 1 to 756 code for a protein of 251 amino acids. The record is from RefSeq and is a predicted model, not a curated record. NCBI's taxonomy places the organism in Eukaryota, Viridiplantae, Streptophyta, Magnoliopsida, Fagales, Fagaceae.
AUGGGGGUCGCGUCCUCCUCUCAAGUGGCUCCAGCGUGGAAGCCAAAGUUCCUGUUGGACGGCAAGCCAUUGCCCUCAACCGCUUGUGUUCGGAUGUGGGAGAAGGGCGAGGGCGGCCGUAUUGCCCAAACUUUGGCUGAAGCUCUUCUUCUUCCCGAGGACGUGCAUGCCUUUGAGGAGGGAUCCGAAGAGUCUGUAGGGCGCCGGUUAGAGUGGCACGCCAUUGCGGCCGCUCAAAUGGCUCACAUUGUGGCUGCCCGGGCACAGGAUCUUGCCGAGGAGAACGAGCGCGAGAAGGAGGCGCGGGAGUCAACGGUGAAAACGGCUAAGGAAAAGCUGAAAGCUGCUGAGUCUGCUGAGAAAAAGGCUACUGCUGCGGAGAAGAACUGGGCAUUGGCCGAAAAGAGGUAUGCGGAGCUCCUGACCAAGCAGAAUGAGACGGAGGUCAAGUUAGCCGAAGCCAUCAGCCUUAACACUUCCAACGCCGAGGAGAUAGCCGACCUCAGGGCAGGCUUGGCGGCCGCGGAGCAAAAGUGGUACGACGUAGGUUUCGCUGAUGCCGAAAAUUCUGCAGAGCCGGUGGUGGCUCGUGCUCGGAAUAUGGGUUUUGAGGCAGAGUGGUUUGCCGCUCUCCAAGCAAUGGGAGUUCCCGAGGAUUCGCAUUUGAGAGACCCGGCCAAAUUCCAUUUCCGAGCCCUGUUCCUGCCGCCCAGGAUGCCCCAGAUACUAUUGACGAGGGGGAGACGGCCAGUAUAAGGGAGCUGGUUUAACAAAUCGAUGCUCACGCCGAGCCUGAGGAAAUGGAAGCCACCAGCAUCCCCACUGUGCAGGAGCUUUUCGGUGAGGACCCGCCUUUCCCCCUGACUGUCUAGCAGGA